This is a messenger RNA of Colossoma macropomum (tambaqui), 1374 nucleotides long. RefSeq names its product B-cell receptor CD22-like. The record is from RefSeq and is a predicted model, not a curated record. NCBI's taxonomy places the organism in Eukaryota, Metazoa, Chordata, Actinopteri, Characiformes, Serrasalmidae. The transcript is spliced from 9 exons. The coding region runs from base 43 to 1374 and encodes 443 amino acids.
GAGAGAAGUGAAGCUGUAAGCUACAGUAACUCUGACUGGCUUAUGGGCUCCAGACUCUGUAAUCAGCUCUUUCAUGCAUCAUAUGUUUCAGGAGCUUUUGGAACAGAGUGGAGUGUGAAGUACAACCAACAGGAAAUAUGUGCUUUAAAAGGAUCCACAGUGUUUAUGAAUGGAACUUAUACUCAUCCAGAACGUCUAAAACUGAAAGAGACUUUUUGGGUUAUAGACCCUGUUAAGAAUGUGGAGCCAACUGAUCUGUCUAAAAACCCCGACUAUUCAGCCAGAGUUGAACAUUUAACUGAUAAACAGACACACUUCGCCCUGAAACUGAAUAAUGUAACGGAAAAUGAUAAACAUGAGUACUGCUUCAGGCUGAUAGUAAAUGUAGAGAAAGCAAAUUGGCUGGGUUAUCCUGGAGUUAAGCUCACUGUAACAGAGCUCCAUGUGGAAACUCCUGAAGAAGUGACAGAGGGAGAAACAGCAGAUCUGACAUGUAAAACCACCUGCAGUCUGACUGACCCAACAUUCAUCUGGUACAAAAAUGGACGUCCUUUAACCACAAAGACCAUCAAGAACAACCAGCUCCACCUGCAGACAGUCAGCAGUGAGGAUGCAGGCAGUUAUAGCUGUGCUGUAAGAGGAUAUCAGCAUCUCCACUCUACUGCUCACAACCUCAGAGUCAGAUACCAUCCGAAGAAUGUUUCAGUGUCCAUCAGCUCCUCUGGAAACAUACUGGUGGGCUUUUCAGUGAAUCUGAGCUGCAGCAGUGAUGGAUACCCACCUGUGAAGAACUACACUUGGUUUAAAGAAGGUGGAACUUCACCUGUAGGAUCUGGACAGAAUUACAUUCCUCUACAGAGUGGAUCUUACUACUGCGAGGCUCAGAAUCAACAUGGAGCUCAGACAUCAGCUUUGAUGCCAGUCGAUUUAAAUGCAGGACACUCAGUGAUUCUGUAUGCAGCUGCUGGAGUCGGACUUUGUGGGGUUGCAGUUUUUCUCACCAUAUUUUUCUGGAUGAGGAGGAAGAGGCAGACCAGAAAUAUGAAUGAACCAGACUAUGUGAACACUAGACUCAGAGCCAAGCCUCCUGAUGAAGACUCUUGCAAUGUUGAUGACUACGAGAAUGUAACAAAAGCAGACCUCAAAGCUCCACCUCCUGAUGAUGACUCAUCCAGUGUUGAUGUCUAUGAGAAUAUGACAAAAUCUGGCCCCAGAGCCCCGCCUCCUGAUGAUGACCCGUCUAGUGAUAUUGACUAUGAGAAUGUAACAUUUGUCAGAGCAGAGAAACAGCACCCUCCUCCUGUCAAUUCACAAACUGCAGACAGAGACAGUCGCACCAGUGAUGACGUCAAACCUCAGGGCCCCUUAAAGUGA